Messenger RNA from Aptenodytes forsteri (emperor penguin), 4158 nucleotides. It is a transcript of the gene ADAR, whose product is annotated as adenosine deaminase, RNA specific. Bases 161 to 3670 code for a protein of 1169 amino acids. Gene Ontology annotation, molecular function: tRNA-specific adenosine deaminase activity; double-stranded RNA adenosine deaminase activity; double-stranded RNA binding. The record is from RefSeq and is a predicted model, not a curated record. Gene Ontology annotation, biological process: adenosine to inosine editing; RNA processing. The transcript is spliced from 15 exons. Gene Ontology annotation, cellular component: cytoplasm; nucleolus. NCBI's taxonomy places the organism in Eukaryota, Metazoa, Chordata, Aves, Sphenisciformes, Spheniscidae.
UUUCUUUUUUCCAUUUAUUUUCUCACAAAAUAAGGGAAUUUGGCGUACAGACGGACCGAGCGCGUACCUGUUCAGGACGGGAGAGUGCAGAGUGAAUCGCAGCUCCCCUUCUCCUGCUGUGCAAGCGACCUGAUUCACACGUGUGUCCCAGCAGUGCGCUAUGAACAGAGGCACUGGUCGAGGCAGAGGCUCGUAUCUUACCUGGUCAAGACGUAACUGCCCCAGCAUUAAUCAAGGUUUUUUUAACCGCCCUCAUACCCCACAAGAAACUAAUCGGGAAACGUUUUUACACCAGCGGUUCCUAACAGAGCAGGACACUGAAGUCUGUUUGCUUCAGGGACAGGGAUCAUACCACGAAUCACGCAUCAGAGGGGUGCGAGCUGCGGCACCGGCUCCUGCAGAGAGAUGGCAACCCAACUGCAGCAGAGCAGGAUGGCAUAGGUUCUCCAGCAAGCGUCCGUGGGUAGAAACUUCGCCACGGUAUUGUCCUCAGUACCAUCGUCAGGAGGACUCGGAGAGAGAUUCUGACGCCAUCAGGCUGAAUUUCCAGAGGCUGUCUCUUGCUGGACAAGACUGUGAACAAGAAAUUCUGACGAUUUUCAGGCAGCUUGGGGAGGGGAAGACUUGUACAGUUCAUGAUCUUGCACGUAAACUUAAAACUCAAAAGAAAGAGGUCAACCGUGUCUUGUAUAAACUCUUCCGAGAAGGCAAGUUGCACAAAGGUGGAGAGACGCCGCCACUGUGGAGGAUUGCCAGCCCAAGCGUAGGGAGAGAAAGGAGCCCCACUGACCACAGCGGUGGUUGCACAAAUCCAGCUUGUGAGAGCAGAGGAGGGGAGAGGAGCGCGGUUGGUUCAGGAGACGCCGAUCCCAUGAUGGCUGAGACGAAGGACAAAAUCUGCAACUAUUUGUUCAGCGUGGCAGAAACGACGGCACUCAACCUUGCCAAGAACAUUGGGUUUUCGAGGGCCAAGGAUGUUAAUGCCUUUCUUAGCGCUCUGGAAAAGCUGGGAGAUGUCCACAAGCAGAACACAAGCCCCCCACGGUGGUCCCUGACAGACAGGAAGCGCGAGCGGAUGCAGAUGAGGCUGAAGGCCAGCGCAGUAACGCAGACGGUGGAUCCCAUAUCCGAGUCAGGUUUUCCACCUUGCUCUGUUCCUCCAUGUCCCCAGGAGAUGACCAUAGCUUCACCAGCAGUGACAACAUCGGAAGAAGAAAGUAUAGAAAACGGACAGCAGGCUUUGGGGCAAACUGAUCAGAGCGACACCAGUGACACGGAAGCAGCCCUGCCUGAGGACCCUAAGCCCGAAUUCUCCAGUUUGAGUAAUUAUGAUAACUCUGAAAAUGGCAAGUGGGCCACGGAUGAUAUCCCCGAUAAUCUGAACACUAUCAACAGGCAGCCCAGUGAGUCAGAAUCCAUCAUGAAUUCCCAGUCUUCCCCCAGUUACGCCGCCCAGUUUGAAACUGCUUUCCCAUGUACGCCUGUAGAGAAGUUGAUGGCUUGUCAGGAGAAGAACCCAGUGAGUGGCCUUACCGAAUAUUCCCAGUACAUGUAUCAGCACUGUGAGUUUGCCAUGCUGGAGCAGAGUGGACCUUCUCAUGAGCCACGAUUUAGGUUCCAGGCAGUGAUUAAUGGGCGCCGAUUCCCACCAGCAGAAGCAGGGAGCAAAAAACUCGCUAAACAGGAGGCAGCAGCUAACGCUAUGAAGGUCCUGAUGAGUGAAGCGGAGAAUGGAAGACGUGGUGGAAUUAAAUGUGAAGAGCCGUUUCCCUCCGACAACUCUGAACCGGAAUUGCCUUUGCAUCCAGAGCCAGAGCUGUCGUCUGUGCCAGCUCAUCUCAACCUGCUUCCUGGGAAGCACCCUAUCAGCGUAUUAAUGGAGUACGGACAAAAAUCGGGGAACACGAUUGAAUUCCAGCUGCUCUCUCAGGAAGGCCCACCUCAUGAUCCUAGGUUCAGCUACUGUGUGAAAAUGGGUGACCAAAUUUUCCCUGCUGUGGUAGGAAACAGCAAGAAGGGAGCAAAGCAAAUGGCAGCAGAAGUUGCUGUGAAGAUUCUUUCUGGAGAGUCUGUACCCCAUGUCUUGCCUGAACAGCCUGUCGUGAAGCCCCAUGGUGACCAGUCCAUGCACAGCUGUGGACCAUGGAUCACCACUCCAGAUGAAUCCAAGGUGGCGAAAGCGAAGGGUGUUGGGGAGCUCAUCAAAUACCUUAAUGUCAAUCCUGUCAGUGGCCUGCUGGAAUACGCCCGCUCCAAUGGGUUUGCUGCAGAGUUCAAACUCAUUGACCAGUCGGGACCUCCCCAUGACCCCAAGUUUGUCUAUCAGGCGAAGGUUGGAGGCCGUUGGUUCCCAGCUGUAACUGCACACAAUAAAAAGCAGGGCAAGCAGGAGGCAGCUGAUGCAGCACUCAGAGUCCUGAUUGGGGAAACAGAGAAGACUGAGCGCAUGGAAGGGAUGAACAUCACCGAGUUCCAGCUCCCUGUGAGUGGCAGUACCCUACACGAUCAGAUGGCUAUGCUGAGCCACCAGCGCUUCAACACCCUCACUGCUCGCAUCCAGCACAGUCUGCUUGGGCGGAAGAUCUUGGCUGCCAUCAUCAUGCGGAAAGGAAACAAGGGCCUGGGAGUGGUGGUCAGCAUCGGAACGGGUAAUCGUUGUGUGAAAGGAGAAGAGCUGAGCUUGAAGGGGGAGACGGUGAAUGACUGUCAUGCAGAAAUCAUUUCUCGAAGAGGCUUUGUGAGGUUUCUCUACAGUGAGUUGAUGAAGUAUGACCCAUCUAAUCCUUCCUCUGCAGAAGAGAGCAUUUUUGAGCCAGCGGGAGGGAAGAGACUCAAAAUUAAGAGCAGUGUUACCUUUCACCUCUAUGUCAGCACAGCACCUUGUGGAGACGGGGCGCUCUUUGAUAAAUCCUGCAGCGAUCAGGCGAGUGUGGUGGGGCAAGCCCAGCAUCAGCCUCUCUUUGAGAACCCCAAACAAGGCAAACUGCGGACCAAGGUGGAGAACGGGGAAGGUACCAUUCCUGUGGAGUCGAGUGACAUUGUGCCCACGUGGGAUGGCAUCCAGCAUGGGGAGCGGUUGCGAACCAUGUCCUGCAGCGACAAAAUCUUACGCUGGAAUAUACUUGGCUUGCAAGGGGCAUUGCUGUCACACUUCAUAGAACCGGUUUAUCUCAGCUCUGUUACACUCGGUUACUUGUACAGUCAGGGUCAUUUAACACGCGCAAUCUGCUGCCGCGUGGCAAGAGAUGGGAAUGUGCUGCAGGAAAAGCUCCAGGCUCCGUAUCACGUUAACCAUCCCGAGGUUGGGCGAGUCAGCGUAUACGACUCUGCAAGGCAGACGGGCAAGACAAAGGAGUCUUCGGUGAAUUGGUGUCUUGCUGAUGAAAGCGAAGUUGAAGUCUUGGAUGGCACAAAAGGGAAAGUAGAUGGACCGAAGCUGGAGGUGUCUCGUGUGUCCAAGAGGAAAAUGUUCGCCCUGUUCCAGCAGUUAUGUGCCAAGAACAACUGCAAAGACCUGCAGAACCUCUCUGUGUACUCAGAUGCUAAGGAGGCAGCCACGGCAUACCAAGAAGCCAAGCAGUGCUUCUUCAGCGUGCUGGAAGAGAUGGGCUACGGCAGCUGGAUCCGCAAACCCCAAGAGGAAGAUAAUUUCUCUUUCCCUGAUGCAUAAUGAGGCGCCCCGUGUGGGUGAGUGCACAGGUGUGUGCACGGGUGUACGCGUCCUUCUUUCACCACCUUCUUUUUGAAUUGGAAUCAGGAGCGUGCAGCAGUUUCCCCUGUAGGCCUGGCUGCCUUCUCUCUCUGCUCUUGUUACUCUGAGACCCUGCCCUUUCUCUUUUUAAAACAUGCAUGAAAAUUAUUGUCUUUUUUUGAAGCUAGGGCAGGCUCAGUCCCUGUUUGCUUUUACGUUUUCGUCUCCUUUUUUUAAAAGAAGGCACAAGAAGCCAGAGGGAUUCUCAGACUGCGAGCUUGAAACCUUUGGACUGUGCACUACAGAUCCCUCUGGCAGGUUUUGAGGCAAAUUUUCUCUUUUGAGAAAAAAAAAAAAAAAGCGGGGUGGCUGUGUUUAUGUGUCUCUGUCAGAAGGUGGCUGGCAGCCCGUCUGAGCUGGGACACGGGACUGAUCUCUGCAAGACAGCCAGCAGGACCAGCGUAACA